AGAAGAGAUAAUAAGGACUAAGUGAUGAAUAUGAGUCACGCUGUGGACGGAGGCGUGGAGCCAACUGUGGCGUGCAGGCAGCAGCUCCUCCGCUCUGCUGCCAGCACUGGCUGCUCCGCGGGGAGGGGAGGACUCACAAAACUGCAGCUCAUGACCGCCUUCACAGUGUCGCCUGUUUCUGUGGAGGUGUAGUAGUCAUGACAGCCUCAAACACUGGCCAGCAUCCCCUACCACCACCGCCACCAUCACCGCCACCGCCGCCGCCUCCUCCUGCACGCUGGAGACGGUCUGUCCAGGCGCAUUGCUGUGCGCAUUCCCCUGUUUUCUCCGGCGUUGUUUUUGGACCUUAGUGUCCCGCAGUGACCAUCGACUGACUGACUGCUGGACUGCAGCAACAAACUCGACACUCCCCCCUCCCAGCUUUGUGCUCGGUGUACCCAGAGAGCUCGGGCAUGCCAUCUGUCUCGACUGGAAACAUUUUUGUCUGGGCCGAAUUACGCUUCACUACUUGAGAGAAUCAAAGUUGCUGCAAUGGAGACUUCGGGGAGUGAUGCAGCGGUCACAUACUUGGGGAGAGCUGAGGAGAGAGACGGCUAUUAUGAACUGGAGCAUCUGCCUCCACUGCUGGAGGAUGAGGAGAAUGUGUCUCUGGCGGACAUCCUUUCCCUGCGGGACAGCUGUUUGUCCGAGGAGGAGGUGUGGGCAGUGUGUGCAGAGUGUGCUCUGGCGCUGCAGAGCAUCAGACCCUCCCAUCUCUUCCACACUCUGUGUAUAACACCAGACACACUGGCCUUCAACGCCCAUGGGAAUGUUUGCUUCAUGGAGCAGCUCAGUGAUGAUCCAGAAGGCUCCUUUGUGCCUCCCGAGUUCGACAACACAGGCAGCACGUUUGAGGGCCAUGUUUACUCUCUGGGCUCUACACUUUCUGCCGCACUAAACUUUGUCAUCGAGCCAGAGCUGGAGGCAGAGUUGGGAGAAGAAAUCCAGAGGCUCUUGGAGCAGAUGCAGGAGGAAAAGCCCGAGGACAGACCGCUCCUGCAGGACAUCCUCUCUCUGGCUGAAGCAAGGCUGUCUCAUACCACCUCUGCAGCUGUGUGCCGGAAGCUAUCCUCUAUUGGUCGACGGGUGCUCUCCAUCGAAUCUGUAUCAACCUUCCAAGAUGGACAGGAAGGCUCCUGGGAGGCGAGAUGGCAGCAUCCCAAACCCAGAUGUCUGCUUAAAAGACUGAGCUCAGAUGAUAAUACCAAAGAUCCGUGUGCUGACAGUUCUGUUAAAGCAAAUGGUCUGUCCAGGCAGCAGGUGUGCGGGGGCUGGGAUUCCUCCCUAUGGGCAGAGGAUAUGGACAGCAGUGAAGGAGAUGGCAUGAUCUUGGCAGAUGACUUGGACUGCUGGUCCCACAACAGCUCCCCAGUGAGGAGGAGAGCCCAGCAGAGGCUGAACAGAGUGAGGGGUGCUCUUAACCGCUCCUGCUCUGUCCCGGACUCCAACAACCCCCCUUGUCUUUCCCCUCCGACUCACGGAGAUAUCAGCAUACCUGUAUCCGAUCUCACUGAGAUAGGAGCGGAUGAACACUUGAGCUGCAAGUCUGUGUGGAGUAGCAGACUUCAAAGACUCAACAGGGGCAAGUCCUGUGAGUCCUACCCACAUAGUAGUAUCGAGGAUUGUGUGUACCAAAUGUCACGAGAAAAUGAGGAUGCUUCAGAGACAUUGUGCAGUGGAGAAACAAAGAUUCAAGAGUUCUAUGAAUCUAAUAACUGCAUCCAGGAUUCAACGUCUUCUUGCACUUCUUGUCAGGAGCUGGAAAUUGAACAGGAUUCUUCUUGGGACCAGAGCUCAUUGAACCACAGCCUCUACAUUCCUAAUAACCACAUGACCAAAAGCAUGCUGUGCCUCAAUGAAGAAUCUCAGGAUGAGUGGAUCUCUCUAAGAGAGUUACUUUCUCGGUGUGGACGGAGGCUGACAGUCAAUGAGCUAUGGGCUCUGUGUUACACCUGCCUGUCCUCGCUGCAGACCUACAUUGACUUUCCAGCCUAUUUAUGCCUGGACACAGUGCAUGUCGGCUGCGAGGGAGAAGUACUUUUCUUGAAACCUAAAAACAUUGGAUCCAGAGAUGAAUUUUAUCUUGCUCCUGAAUAUCAAGAACAUGGGAUUGUGACAGAAAAGGUUUGUGUGUACGGGGUUGCUGCUAUUCUCUGGGCUACAGCCAAGUUCAGUUUAUCGCCGAAUCAAAAACUGGCAAUGCCUCGCAAACUGAAGAGACUGCUCCUGGAGAUGGCAAAGAGGACGCCCAUUGAGAGACCUACCAUUGUCAUGGCUAAAAAAAGCUGUCGUGACUACUUAUCACGUCAAGGGACAAAUGCCGAGACUGUCUGGAGCAACCUCAUCAGCAGAGUACACCCGCCAGCGUCCUGUGAUGCAGAUAAUUUGAGUGCAGCUGAAGCUCAUCAAAGCUCAUGUGAAGACUCUGCACAAAACAGCAGCGGCUUUGUGCCCAUGGCCACUGAGAGCCGACUGGCUCCUGUGCCUGGCCCUGUUCCCCACAGCUAUCCAGUUAAGUCCAAGGAACUCCAACUCCCAGAAGCCUUCACCUCCACUGCCACACACUUCACCCCCAUUAUCCUGACCAAUGAAGGGGACUCGGAGGAGGAGGGCCAACACAUUGAGGCUGCCAUUGAAGGGACUGUGGAUGGGUUCACAACAAGCAGUGGACAAGUCGGGGAAAGGGACUUUGAUUUCACUUCACACUCUGAGUACCCAUAUCCUACUGAACCCAAUCUACACACACAGGAGUUGCCUGUUAAUCAGGCAGCCGUGACCACAGCUUCCAGUGACAAGAUGCUGGUCAACUCUACUUUCACUCUCCCUGAUAUUUCCUCUUUUGAAGUCUCUCUUCCUCAGCCAUUAUCCACAAACCUCAAUGGUUGUGGUGUCUUCAACAAUUACCUCUUCCGUCAGGAUCCCACAACUGGACAUCUUUCCUUAGUGCCUGUGCAGGUUAGGGCUCCAGAGUCUCUCCUUGGGUUGGAUAUAAAUCUCUCCCUGGUGCCACAGCCUUUGCAGGGACUAAUCACAGUUCCAGAGAACUCUGAUGGUCCAUCUGUUAACAGUGUGAAUGUGCCUGUGAGGCCCGAACCCCAGGAUUAUAGUCCACCAUCACCUUAUUUCAAAGGUAGCUCCAUAGAUUCUGACAGCCCCUUGGAGCACAGCACUCCCAUGGCUUACAAUGGACAAACCAAUCAAGGAACACAAGGUGAGAACCAGUCUCCUUCUGAGUCCAUCUCACCUAAAGUCCACCCUGCCCUCCAAGAGGUGAUUGACCUGCUCAAAGGAGAGUUUUCACUUGAUGGGUAUUUGGACAAUGGACAUGAAGACAUCUCCAUGGGGGAGUACAUCUUCUCUUUGAAGGACCUCCAGUACCACACAUUUGCCAGUGUUGUGAAGGAGAGAUUCAGUGAUCUGUACUGGGAAGAAGACUUACUGGGUGUAUUACACUGCCUGGUAAACUACAGCCCAUCCACACUUGGCUCUAAUGAGCAGACUCCAUCAAAGGCUGUGAAAAGGGCAACUCUUACCCAACCCUUGAUAGCCACUGUCUGGGGAGAGAAGAGGGAAGUUUGCCUGCAUGGUUGUCUUGACCUGAAUGGAAACAUUCACACGUCCAGUCCUGCUGCUGUGGAUCCUUGGAAAGGAACUGAAGCUCAGUCCUGUUGUGGAAAAAAUGAGACUGCGCUCGAGGAUUUUGAGUUAAGAUCAGAGGAGAGUCAACACCGUCUUUGUCAAGGUCGAGGCGUGAGCAUUGACGGUUCGGACACAGGGGUCAUGGAGGGAGGGGAUCAUUCAGCAGGGGGCAGCGAUGAAAGCCCCUCUGAAGCCGAGUUUCUGUCUGGGAGAGAGGAAGGCCUGGCGCAAGCCCACUACGGACAGAUGAGCCCUGACUGCUCGGUGGACAUGGAGGAUAGUGAUUCUCUGGUGUCAGAGCGACUCCUCUUGCCUGGAUCCAGAGCAGAGGAACCGGGCCUCAGCUUCAGCCCAGCUUGGGCCUUAGCCUUCUUUGGAGAAGAUUGUUUUAGUCCAGAGGUGAUCCAAUAUGCAAUGAAUCUGGGACAGCAUACAGGAUCUCCAUGUCUGGAUGUGAAAAUGCAGGAACUGCAGCAGCAGCUGAUAAUUGAAACAAGGAAUCUGAAGAAAACGAGAAAUUUCUACCAGAAGCUGAUUCAACAAGAGCGGAAAAACAAAGGUUCUGAGAGCAAACUGAUGCUGUCCAAACUCAAGGCCCAGUUUGAAGAACUCAGGUCCAAAGUGGUCUUCUUGGAUGGCGUGAAGAAAUACCUUGAGAUUCUGAGUGUGGACCAGUGGGGUUUAGAGGUUUCAUUACUGCCUUCUUUGGCUGUCUGUGGACCGGGCUCUCUGGAUCUUCAAUCCUCUGAGGACCCAUCUGUUCUGAGCUUUGGCACCAGCAAAGGGAAGACUACUCUGCAAGCUGGGUCUCCUCUGGGCCUCAUGGCUUACCUCUACGCCAGACGUGGUGCUGUGGAGGGCUACAUCCAGCAGUUCCUGUAUACCUUUCGUUUCCUCUGCACUCCUGAGCAGUUACUGCAGUUCAUAAUGGAUAAAUUCAUCAGUGCUGCAAGACAAGGUCCAGACAUGUCAGGAGACAGCGAAAAGAUCUUCCAUCGCAGUUUGGAUGUGCUCCAUUACUGGAUAACAGACUGUAGACAGGUGGACUUCACACCUAAGUCCAGCCUUGUGGAUACUGUAGAGAACUUCCUUAAUACUGAGGUGAUUCCUGUAGACAGCCGGGGGGAGGCACUUCUUGUUGCUCUUCACAGCCCCCCGUCUCCGACUUCAAGCCAAGGAAGAGGAAGUCUGAUCAGCUUUGAGGAGGAAGAUGAUUCUGCGUGUGUGCACUCAUCUACGGAGGAUCUUGGGAGAAAGUGGAGGUUUUCGAGGGUAGUGGAGCCUUCUGCCUCGCUGCCUAAAGAGAAGGCCUUCUCCAUCGCAGCUGCCUUGCCUAUGCCUUGCUACGGCUCCAUGUUGGAUGACCUGUCCAACGUCUGCCUGCACAGUGAGGAGCGACUUCCCUUCAGCCAGAAUGAAUACAGCGCACAGCACAUAGCCCAACAGCUCACCCUCCUGCAGCAGGAAAUGUUCCAAGGAUGUCACCCAGUUCAUUUCCUCAACUCCAGAAUACAAGGAGUCAGGGACAAAGUCUUCACCCCAAACAAUAUUCAUUUUUCGACAUCUGCAUUUCCCUCCUCCAGGAAUGUGUCUCAGCAUAUCCCGUCAGCAGAGGGCAGCAGUCUGCUUGUAUGUGAGGGGACGGCAUCAGGCAGCUACCUGCAGCAGCUGCUCACAUAUGCUGAAGGUGUCUCUAACUGGAUCUCUGCUGAAAUAGUCAUCUGUGACUCCGUCAAGACACAAGUUGGUUUGCUGACCAAGUAUCUGUGGAUUGGAAAACACUGCUACGAAUCAAGGAACUUUGCCACAGCUAUGCAGGUCCUCGGAGGUCUGGAGAACAUGAUUGUCAGGCAAUUACCAGCUUGGAAACAUCUGUCUUCCAAGGUGUGUGAGAUCCUGGAGGAGCUACGAGCCGUGCAGGUGUUUCUAAAGAGUGACGACCUGUGUCUGAUGGGGGGAGAACACACAAGGAGGAGGCCCACCCUGCCGUCAGAACACAUCCUGGCCAUGCACGUCCAACAACUGGAGAUCGGAGCGUUCACACUCACGACUGGAGCUUACAAGUGGACCAAGCUCAGGAGCAUAGCAAAGGUUGUGAGUCAGGUCCACGCCUUCCAGGAGGCUGUAUUCCCCUACAGCCCCGACAGAGAACUUCAGGCCUACCUUCGACGCCGAAUUGCCCGGCUUGCCACCUCUGACAUCCACCUCUUGGCUGCUGGCAACGAUGCCAACUUCCAGCAGUCCAGCGAGCGACAAACACGAAGGAUUCAGGACACUCUGAAGAGGGUUAAGGCCACUUUCCAGUGAGUCCUGCCCCAGUCACAACCCAGAGUGAGACACCACCACCAGGUGAACACCCCGUGUCCGAGUCCAGACUGAGAAUCCAUGCGUAAAACUGCAACACACAGCUGCCUCUGCUGUAGUGGCAGUAGAGCCCUGUGGACUGGAAAACAUUUUCUGCUGUUGUAUGUUCACUAUUUGUCUAAAGAGGCCCCUUAACUUAAGUCAAUAAUAUCAGUUCAGACUUUAUUUGUCAUUUACAGUCUUAAGAUUACAGUCUUGCUGAUUACAUGUCGAUUCUACCACAAAUCCGUUUUUAGCAUUUUUCUUCCUAAAGGAGAAGUAGUGUUUGUAAUUUGCAGUGAUUCUUCCUCAGCUCACACAGUAUACUGAUAUUUUGAAAUCAUUAUUUGUGAUUUGACCCUGUAAUUUAGCUGUUAAGGCCUCUUUAUAGUCAUAUGUUAAUUGAACAAGGCAGCAAUGCAUCAUUUGUGUUCAACAUCAAGGCUGGAUUAACAGCAUGGCAAAAUGGGCAGCUGCACCAGAGCUCUAGACCCCUAGGGGCCACCAAAAGUCACAGGUUCCUUGUGUAGCUUGCUGUUAUCUUUUAUCUGGAAAUGUGCACCACAAUAUGAGCACAAUAUCAGCUGUGGAAUCAGUUGGUCCACCACAUUGGUCCAGACUGAAAUGUCUCAACGUCUGCAACUAUUGCAUGGAUCGCCAUGACGUUUUGUACAUGAAUAUUCCGGUUCAUGUUCCCAAGAGGAUGAAUCCUAUUCAUAUUGAUGUCCUUUAGUGCCACCAUGAGAUUCACAUUUGUGGUUUUCAAUGAAAUGUCUCAACAACUUUUGGAUGAAUUGCCAUGAAUUUUGUAUCAGAUGAUCAUGUCAAGACAUGAUAAACAUUUAAAUAUGAGGAUAAAAGCAUGUUGUGUUAAGAAAUACUUUUAAUACCAUUAUUCCAGAUGAUGCUGUGCUUAGAAAGUGCAUAUCCCUGAAGAAAAUUAUAUUUAUUUUAUUUUAUUUAUAUUUAAUCAUAGCAAACCUGGGAAAUAAUGUCAUUCCAGUGGAGGAGUAGUGUGCACCAUGCACAGAAAGGAGGUGGAAUGGGGGGGUAAGUAGGCACACAGCAGUUUAUUUAUAACCCGAGCCCCCCAGCAGGUUAAUCCAGCCAUGUCAAACGUUCAAAUAACACCCAUUUGAUGUUGCUGAAAUGUGUUUGACUCCUAGUAAACGAGACAAAGUAAUGCAUUAAAUUUACCGAACUGUUUGUUGAUCAUAUACUUUGCUUAAACUACGACACGUAGCUUCUCUGUGUUUACCAAUUAGGAGUUCACCAAAUGAGUUUCAUAUGACUAGAUUGGUAAAUGAAUAUCUCAUAUUAAUCCAAUUUAAAGAGCACAACGUGAAAUAAUUACAUUCGUUAUCAAUAGUGUGCCGUGAAGAGAAAAAGCUAGAUGAGCUUACUGCCAUGACAAUACCUUACCAUUACACAGAAAAUGAUAGAACAUAAUGAGGUGUCAGUGUGCAAAAUGUUAUUUGAGGAAUGAUGUUCAGUCAGUGUCUAUUUUUCUAUUUCCCUGCCCGCUCGCUCUCUCCCAUGGACUUCUGCCGUGAAACACACCGUGGAGAUGGAAUGUGACGUGCUAUGAAGAUUUGCUUAAUUUAGCCAAAUAAAUUAGAUUUUGUAAGCCCUGUCUUGCCGAGGCGUAUUAUUUUCAGACAAUAUCCGUGCUACACUGGCUGUGUGGCAGGUUACAGCACUGUUAACAUCUGUCAGGAGAUGUGGUGGGAGGAGCUGAGGCUGGUCUUCCUCUCCUCCUGUGGGGAUUUAAAGUGGAUGGUAAUGACUUCACAGUGAAAUUAGUGUGCUUUCUGCCAUUUCCUCCUCUUAAUUAACACCAGAGGAUUUGCUGUGGUAUAAUGGUGCCAUCGUAUUUUAAGCCUUUUGC
Larimichthys crocea (large yellow croaker) is the source of this 7909-nucleotide messenger RNA. It is a transcript of the gene kndc1, whose product is annotated as kinase non-catalytic C-lobe domain containing 1. The coding region runs from base 532 to 5985 and encodes 1817 amino acids. Gene Ontology annotation, biological process: small GTPase-mediated signal transduction; regulation of dendrite morphogenesis. NCBI's taxonomy places the organism in Eukaryota, Metazoa, Chordata, Actinopteri, Sciaenidae. Gene Ontology annotation, cellular component: dendrite; neuronal cell body; guanyl-nucleotide exchange factor complex. The transcript has 31 exons. The record is from RefSeq and is a predicted model, not a curated record. Gene Ontology annotation, molecular function: guanyl-nucleotide exchange factor activity.